AUGGCUGCCAAAAGGACGCAUGACUUGAUCCCGCUUUGUCAUGCCAUCGCUUUGACGGAUGUGGAUGUAAGGUUGCAAAUCGUGGAGACUUCUUCGAGCGAUGCGUCGGAUGAUGUGCUGCAUGAACAGAAGCGCAUCGACCCGUUGCAAGGUGGACCAGAAGAGGAGAAAGCUUGGAUUGCGCGCGAGGUGGAUUCAGCGCAUGCGUAUGCGCGCUCACAGUCGACUGUGGCUGCUGAGCGGCGGGAUUCGGGCAGCAGCUGGCUACAGCACAACUUUUUGAAGAGUGGCAGCACGCAUGAUGCGGACGUGGCGCACAUCCUGAUCACCUGCACCGCGCGUACCAACUCCGCAACGGGCGUCGAGAUGGAAGCGCUGAUGGGCGUGAGUGUGGCGGCGAUGACCAUUUGGGACAUGCUGAAAUCCGUAGCUGGAAGAGGGAUGA
This is a messenger RNA of Ceraceosorus bombacis, 445 nucleotides long. NCBI's taxonomy places the organism in Eukaryota, Fungi, Basidiomycota, Exobasidiomycetes, Ceraceosorales, Ceraceosoraceae. The record is from the annotation of a GenBank genome assembly.